Pelodiscus sinensis (Chinese soft-shelled turtle) is the source of this 1514-nucleotide messenger RNA. The record is from RefSeq and is a predicted model, not a curated record. Lineage: Eukaryota; Metazoa; Chordata; Testudines; Trionychidae.
GCACCAGAGCAUCCAGACCUGCACCUGCUGGCCGGGAACGUCCCGAUGUGCCGGACCUGGAGGAGGCCAGAUGCCCAUGAGCCGUGAGUGCUCCGGCAUGGCUCAAGCCCUGGCACUGCUGCUGCUGGGGCUGGGCCGCUGGGGCUGGGCCAGCUGGGGGCAGCCAGCUGGCAGGUACCUGAGUGGGGGUGAUGGCAGUGCCCUGGAGUUUGACUUCCCUGAGAGGAGCCGGGGGGUCAUGGUCGUGUCCAGCCGGUACUUGGGCACCAAUGGGACAGCAAGUGGUGCCUGGCUCAGUGCGGCCUCAUUGGCACCUGCGGUGCUGACUGUGGAGAACGUGAGUGCUUUGUGCUGUGGAGCAGGCGGUUUCCUGGUGGCCAUCCGCUCAGGCCCAGCUGGGCUGGCACCACUUCGGCUGCGCCUGCUGGACCAGCAUCAGCUGGUGGAGGAGCGGGGCGAGUUCCGGGUGCGGGUGAUGGCGAGUGAGGAGCCAGGGCACCCAGGCCUGGGCCACUUCUCAGAGAACCCGUUGCUUUAUGCUCUGCUGCCCCUCAUCUUUGUCAACAAGUGUGCCUUCGGCUGCAAGGUGGAGCUGGAGGCGCUGCGGGAGCUGGCGCGCCAGCCACAGCCCGUGCUCCUGGGCAUUGUGGGCCAGUUUAUUGCUAUGCCACUCUAUGGCUACCUCCUCUCGCUGGCCUUUGCCCUCCCCCCGGCGCUGGCACUGGGGCUGGUUGUCACCUGCUCCUCACCAGGUGGGGGUGGUGGCUACCUCUACAGCCUGCUGCUGGGUGGUUUUGCCCUCAUCCUGGGUGGACUCCUCCUGGCCUACCACAUGGGAGCCGUCAUCCUGGCUGAGGUGGAGCCCCCAGUGGUGCUGGCCGGGCUCACCGUGCCCCUCGUUGGCCUGGGGCUGGGUUACCUCUUGGCUGCCUGCCUGCGGUUGCCAGGCCCACACUGCCGCACAGUCAGCAUUGAGGUGGGAGUGCAGAACAGCUUGCUGGCACUGGCUGUGCUGCAGUUAUCUUUCCGCCGUCGCCAGGCUGACUAUGCCUCCCAGGCCCCCUUCGUGGUGGCCCUGAGCAGCACGGCUGAGAUGCUGGUGCUAGUGCUGGCCCAUCUCCUCUACAAGAAGCUGCAGCCAUCUGCCAGUCCCUGAGUGCCCCAUCUGUGAGAAGGAAUGGGUCCUGCUGGGGGCUGGGCAGCCCUAAGCACUGAGUGCCCCUCUACUGGGGGGCUGGGCUGCCCUAGGAGCUGAGCACCCUGCUGUUGGGGGGCAGAGACAGGCAGAUUCAGGGACCUGCUGUACAAGGGGCUCACCCCAGGGGCCCCUCCCAGUGGGGGCAGUAGGAAACCAAAGUCUCAUGUUGGGCCCCUGAACACCCAGCCUCAUUUUAUACUGUGUUUUCUGUGUGGCUGGCAAUGGUCCUCAGGGAGGGGGCCACACAGGCUGUUAAGGGAGGGGAAGGGGCCAAUAAAGGAGAAAGAGCAAGUUUGUGCAUGGAGCUGUUAUUGGU